Molecule: messenger RNA, 1035 nt
Organism: Pocillopora verrucosa
Lineage: Eukaryota; Metazoa; Cnidaria; Anthozoa; Scleractinia; Pocilloporidae
Source: RefSeq, a predicted model, not a curated record
AUGGCGUCGUCAGAAAAUGAGACUAUCUCUUUGGAUCAUAUCCAUCCAAAACCUGCAAAUCUUGGAGAACAACUCUCCAUUACGGGAAGCAGAGAUCUACUGACAGCUGCCAAUCGUUCUUCUAGAUCCCGCCGAAGCGUUAUGGUCAUUCUUGUUGCUAUUGCAGUGGCAAUUUCUGCAAUCAUCGCGGCAGUGUUCAUUGGAAAAUACGUUUCAGAAUACCUUAGUGAUGAUAACAUGAAAAGCAUCGACGAGUGCAGCACUGGAAUCUAUGUGUGUGACAUAAAUGCAAACUGUACUAACACUGACGACUCUUAUAUCUGCGCCUGCAAGGAAGGAUACACCGGAGACGGGCAUUCAUGCCAAGAUGUCAAUGAGUGUAGCGAUGGCAACCAUGUUUGCGAUGUUAAUUCGAAUUGUAACAACACAAAUGGUUCUCAUAUUUGUACCUGCAAAGAAGGAUACGCUGGAGAUGGACAGUCAUGUCAAGAUAUCGACGAAUGCAGCAAAGGAAGCCAUGAUUGUGACAUAAAUGCGCACUGCACCAACACUGAUGGCUCCCAUAGCUGCACCUGUAAGGAAGGAUACACUGGAAAAGGAGAAUCAUGCCGAGAUAUCGAUGAGUGCCUCAAUAGAAGCCAUGCUUGUGACGUGACUGCGAAUUGUACCAACACUGACGGCUCCCACAUCUGCACCUGUAAGGAAGGAUACACUGGGGACGGACACUCAUGCCAAGAUGUCAAUGAGUGUAGCGAUGGCAACCAUGUUUGCCAUGUCAAUUCGAAUUGUAACAACACAGAUGGUUCUCACAUUUGUACUUGCAAGGAAGGAUACACUGGAGACGGACAGUCAUGUCAAGAUAUCGAUGAAUGCAGCAAUGGAAGCCAUGAUUGUGACGUGAAUGCGAAUUGUACCAACACUAAUGGCUCCCAUAGCUGUACCUGUAAGGAAGGAUACACUGGAAAAGGAGAGUCAUGCCAAGAUAAAAUUAAAUUAGACUUAGAAAAAAGCAGAAUAACCUUUCAUCAGAAAUAA